Notothenia coriiceps (black rockcod) is the source of this 1982-nucleotide messenger RNA. RefSeq names its product histone H4 transcription factor. Gene Ontology annotation, molecular function: DNA-binding transcription factor activity, RNA polymerase II-specific; RNA polymerase II cis-regulatory region sequence-specific DNA binding. Gene Ontology annotation, biological process: anatomical structure development; regulation of transcription by RNA polymerase II. Lineage: Eukaryota; Metazoa; Chordata; Actinopteri; Perciformes; Nototheniidae. The record is from RefSeq and is a predicted model, not a curated record. The coding region runs from base 63 to 1586 and encodes 507 amino acids. The transcript is spliced from 10 exons.
GCUCAGCUGCUGCAGCCAGGGACAUUCAUACUCCAGCAGCUGAGCUCACAUUAAUCACUAUAAUGAUGACAACUAAGAGACUAGACAAUUUUGAGGUGAUGUGUGAGUGGGAUUCAUGCGACUUCAGGGGCUGCACCGUGGAGGAGCUCAGCGAUCAUAUGGCUCUGCAUUUAAAGGACUACCUGGGAGACAACGACGCCUUAGAGGAGCUUGACGAGUAUGCUUGUCUCUGGAAAGGGUGUCAAUUUCUAGCCAUGGGCUGCCCUGCGGAGCUGGAGGUCCACGCUCACUUCCACAACUAUCACGGUAAGCUGAAGUUCGUCGGGGCGAGGCUUCUCAAGUCCCGCCCCGACCUACCCAGCUGCAACGAAGGUCUGCACAGCAGCAACCUGGUUCCCGAAGGGUCGGAUGGAUACGUCUGCCAAUGGGAACACUGUGAUAGUACAUUUAACAAUCCUGAGUGGUUUUACCGACACGUGGACAAUCACGUUGAAAGUGCUGAGCCACAGUCCCUCCCUCAUCAGCAGCAGACUUUCUUAUGCCCCUGGACAGGCUGCGAUGCUUCCUUCAAAAUCCGAUACCGUCUGAGGGAGCACAUGCGGAGCCACACUCAGGAGAGAUUGGUGGCUUGCCCGACGUGUGGCAACAUGUUCUCCAGCAACACUAAGUUGUUCGACCACCUGCACAGGCAGGCCGAGCCAAUAGAUUCACUGGUGUGUGAACAUUGUGGCAAAGCUUUUUCCAACGAGAGGCUGUUGAGGGAUCAUGUUCGUCAGCAUGUGAACCAGGUGAAGUGUCCCUUCUGUGACAUGACCUGCACCACUUUGGCAGCUCUGAAGAUCCACAUCAGAUUUCGCCACUGUGACGAGCGGCCCUUCCCGUGCGACUUCUGCGACAAGAGAUUUAAGAACCAGCGCGACCUGCAGAAGCACACCGAGGUUCACAAUGAGGGCACCGUGUAUCACUGUACAGUGGAGGGCUGUGAUUAUUCCUGUCACACAUUUCCAACCAUGAGCUACCACUACAAGAGAGCGCACCAGGUCGGAGGGAUAUCCAAAUAUAAAUGCCAUAUCUGUGAUAAGGUCUUCUCCUGGUGUUACACUCUCACACUUCACCUCCGCAAGAAGCACGAGCUCAAAUGGCCGUCUGGACAUUCCCGCUUUCGUUACAGAAAAGACGUAGACGGCUUCCUAAAAGUGAACAUGGUGCGGUUUGAGACUGUGGAAGUGACGAAUGAGAUCAUGAAGAACAUGGCCAAAAAGCCGCAGAGCCUUCGGAAAAGUCAGAGAACGAAGAGGGCUGCCGUCCCACCGGAGAGCAGCCGGAGCUCCCCCGCAGGGUCCUCCUCGCCCUCCUCCAGCUCCUCCUCCUCGUACGGCUCGGAUCUCUCUGGAGCGGAGGACGUCUCGUCUCAGCCGAGCCCCCGAGGAAGCGACUCUCCGGUCUACUGCGUGAUGAGCACCAUCCCUCUCAUCGAGGAGGAGCCUGGGGGGUCGUCGCAGGAGGACUGUGACGGCAGCGGGACGUCGGGGGCGGUGCAGGCCCUGACGGAGGUGGCGAGGGGCCUGGGCAUGGACGUGGUGUGACCCCUGCCUGCUCCACUGCACCAUGCGCUAUUUGUUGCUGUGUGAGGGCCAUCAGGGACCAGAACUGUUUUAUACCCAAAGCUUUCGCGUGGUCUCAAGAGCUUUUAGUGUGGUUUUAUUUACCUUUUAGGAGGGCCCAUUUUCAUUAUUACCUACAAUGCCUUGGCUUUGUGAUGCUUCCUAUCUAAGGGAUGCCGGUUAAUGUUUCUGACCAAGUUGACAUGAAUGAGAAUAACUGGAAGCACUAUGAAGUUAGUUCCUUAUACAUGUAAUUCUUAACACACCUUGUUCCACAGUGUGCUCCAUGCCCGACAGAGGCUUUCAGAAGACAUUAUUUUUUGAUGUAUUGUUUUAAUGCUGCUUGAAUUUAUUGUUACAAAUUUGAAAUACAUUUUU